This is a messenger RNA of Cheilinus undulatus (humphead wrasse), 5041 nucleotides long. RefSeq names its product coiled-coil domain containing 18 (gene ccdc18). Lineage: Eukaryota; Metazoa; Chordata; Actinopteri; Labriformes; Labridae. The coding region runs from base 627 to 4751 and encodes 1374 amino acids. The transcript is spliced from 26 exons. The record is from RefSeq and is a predicted model, not a curated record.
CUUUACUACAGCUACUCUGGUUAAUCUGAAAAGUGUUCGACUGGGAGUACCAAAUACACUUUGUAAGCAUUUGAUGUAACCGGACGACAGAAUGUGCAAUUUAAAACGUACAUAUUGUCUCUUAGGUUAUUGAAAUUUCUCAAAAGUCAAGUAUCUCAACGUGUACAAGUUAGCCACCUGUUUGAGCAACGAGCAUCUUUGUUUACCUUUAGCGAGAGUAGCUAUGCAAGCUAGUUUGCUAGUACGAAGAUUGUAUAAAAGUUAGAGGUAUACCGACCAUUAUUUUGUCGAUGCUUUCUCUUUUUAAAUAUUUACAGAAGCUGGAAACAUGGUUCGGAUCAUUUAAAGCGUACAAGUUAGUAGACAAACUUACAUCAACAUGAAUUGAAUUUUGUGUAAUGUUGGAUUAGAAAAACUGAAGAUGUGGCCUGUUUAAGAAGUCUGCUUACAUCAACGGAGCUCAGUUUGAGACAGACACUAAGUCGUUCACAGCCAGAUGAGCCUCCACUUCAGUCGGACUGUGUUGGUCAGGACAGACCUCUCAGUGGGACACAUGAGAGAUCUGCUGUUGCUGAAAGUUCAAGCCCAUCCUCCUGCAACUUGAGGUCAGAGCCGACUGUGCAAAGAUGGAGUCUUUUGCUGCUCGCAAGAAGCCGGGCUAUCUGCGCCAAGAGAAUGCCUGUCUGAGCUUACAGGAUGAGCAGCUCAUCAGUGACCUCGAUGCUGUGCAGAAUGAAUUGGCCUCCUUCAAGUCACAGGCCGGUCUCAGAGGCUCCAGGGUUCAAAACAGCAUUGCAGUCAUGAGCGAGCAGAUUCAUCAACUUCAAACAGAGCUGGAGGCUCAAGCCAAAGAUCUAAAGGCAGCAGAGCUGAGGGCUGAGUGUUACCAGGAAGCAGCAGCUCACAGCGACAUUGUUGUGGCAAAUCUCACGGAGGAGCUGGGUACACUCAGAGAAGAGCAAGACAAUAUGACAGCACUAUGCAAACGAGCUGAGCAACAAAGGAACCAAGCACUUCAGAAUGCUGAGAAACUCAAAGAAGCAUUCAAAGGAUAUAAGGACACCACCACCAUUAAACUUAAGAUGGUGACGGAGAGUGAGCACAAACUAAAAGAGAGUCUUAUGGAGUGUGACAGAGAAAAAAAUGAGCUUGAAGUGAAGUGUAAUCUGCUGGAGAGAGAAAUCACUGAAAAGAACCAAACUCUUAGCCGACUGAAGGAGGAAGUGACACAGGCUGAGUCUGUGGGGUCUGGCCUCCAGGCACAGCUGGAGGAGGCUGGACAAAAGGCCUUACAACUGGAGAGGAGGCUUAAGGAGAAGGGCGAAGAUUGCAGGGAGCUUGUCUCUCUGAAGAAAGAGCUGGAAGAGCUGCAGACACUGACCCGACGCCAGGAGCAGAGUGUGGCCCAGAGUCACAGAGAGGCUCAGCAGAGCCAGGCAGAGCUGGCCAGCCUGGAGACAGUACUGACCCUGUUGCACCUCAAAGAGGCUGCUGUGGGGCCGCUUUGCAUCAGGCCCUGCAUGUUACCUCCAGUAGACUACACAGGAAGUGCACACCUGCUGAAGUUAAAACCAGGUGAAGGUUAUCAGCAGCUGCUGCGGGUGCUGCAGUCGAUGGAAGCAGAGCGCAACAAACAGAGCGGCCUGGUUGAGCGGCUUCAGGAGCGUCUGAGCAGAGCCCAGGAGGAGAUCUCCAGCCUGCAGAGUUCCAUGGCCCAGAGAGCCUCACACUACCAGAGCCUCCACACUGAGCUGCUGGACAAAGUCAGCCAAGCCACAGACACUGAGAAAGAGUUAAAAAGAAAAAGUGCUCGUGCUGCUGCAUUAGAGAAACAGCUACAGGAGAAAACUUCAGCUUAUAGUCAGGCUGCACUGACCAACACUGAACUGGAAAAUCAGCUGCAGGAGAAAACCAGCACCCUUCAGCAUUACCAGUCCCUGAUGACCAAAAAGCAGCGAGAGUACCAGCAGUCUUUGGAGAAGUGUAAAAAAUCUCACUCUCAACAGCUUAAUGAGCAGCAACACAGGAUAGAAAUGUUGCAGUCGUCUGUGGAGGAGGCUCAGUCUCGGGUGUUGGAGAUGGAGCAGGAGCUGAGCGCACUCCAGAGAGAGCGAGAUGACACUCAGAAGGCAGCUCUCCUGCUGCAGAGCUCCCUGGACCAACUCACACAGCAGAAGCAGGUUGAAGAAAGACUCAAUCAGGAGUUGCUGCAAAGUUUCCAACAGCAGGAAGCUCAGUCUGCCACUAAGGUGUGUGAACUGCAGUCGUCUCUGUCGGCGUGCAGAGAGGAGCUGAACACGUACCUGAAGCAGAUGGAGGAAAUGAGGAAGACCUUUGAGAGUGAGCUGCUGAAAAAGAACGAAAAGGUGUCCUUGCUGCAGGAGAAGCUCCACAGUGCAACUCUGCUGUGUCAGAGCUCCAGUGAACAGAUUGUGCAGCUGCAGCUUUCCCUGCAGCAGCAGCAGAGCAUGCUGACUGAGAGCACGUCUCACAUCUCUGAACUGGAGAAGAGUCAGAGCCAGCUGCAAACGCAGGUCUCAAGUCUGGAACAUCAGCUGGAACGAGCUCGAUGUGUUCUGCAGGAUGAGACAAGGAUCAGAGAGCAAGAGGUUCAGGAGAGAGACAAAGACCUGCAGGAGACAAAGGAAGAGAACAAACAGCUCUCUGAAUCUGUAAGUCAUCUGACCACAGAGAUGAAGGAGUGUCGAGGGGAGCUGGUGUCUAAGGAGUCAGAACUGAAGCGUCUGAGAAAGGAUGUCGCUGUCAAGACAUCUCAUAUCAACCGCAUGGAGGAAACUCUGCAAAACAUAUCUGCUCAGCUGGAGAGAAAGACUGACAUUGUGGUGGAUCUGGAGGAGAAGCUCCAUCGCUGCGAGGCGGACAGGCUCAACAGCGUACGCCGUGUCCAGCUUCUGGAGAGACAGCUUCAGGAUGUGCGGGGAGAGUUGACCGGCACUCUGGAGCAGCUGCAGGCGCUCAGAGAUGUACUGCAGAGAACACAAACCACCGCAGACGAGCGGCAAGAGGAGGUGGAAAAAUUGACUUUCCAGCUUAGUGAGACCCAGAGGGAGUUGGAGGAGAGAACACAUGAGGUCUUAGACUUGGACAGUGCUCUAAAGGAAAGACAGGGGGAGCUCCAGCAACGAGCACAGCUGCUGGCCCAGCUGGAGGUGGCCAUCAGAGAUCACAGGCAGGAGAUGGAGAGGAAGGUGGAGUCGGUGCAGCAGAGCCUGGAGGCCAGAGAGAGAGAGCUGAGAGAUGCACAGAGGGAGCUCACCGACAGAAACAUGAAGGAUUCCCAGCAGCUGCGUGCAAGCCAGCAGAAACUUCAAACUGCUCUUCAGGAGCUUGAUGAAACUCAACAACACUGUGAGGCUUUGAGCAGAGAGCUGGAUGCUUCAAAGCUGCAAAACAAAGAGAAGAAGGACAGGCUGCGUAGCGUGGAGGAGGAGCUGGCUCUGAAGGAAGCUCGCUGGCUGCAGUUGGAGGCCAAUCUGCAGAGCACCAUUUCUUCUUUAGAGCAGGAAUUGGAGCUGGAGAGGGAGCGGCAUAGCAAAGAGUUGGAAUCGGUGCAACAGACUCGAGGCCAGCUCCUCAAGGUCUCUGAGCAGAUCUCCUCCACCAUGCGCUCCUCCCAAGAACAGCUCACUACUCAACUCCAGCAGAGCCAAAACCACCUCGAACAAGCCAAGGCAGAGUGCGAUAAUACCAAAACCAAGCUGGAUCAAACAAAGACCGAGCUGGAUCAUGCUCGCAGCCAAGUCAUACACCUUCAAACGCAGAGGGACCAGGCUCAAACUGAGCUCCUGCAAAGUAAAACCCAGCUAGAGCAAACCAGAAUCCUGUAUGAGCAGACCAGAGGCCAGAACAGUCUCCUUUAUUCCCAACUGGAGCAGCUCCGUGUGCAGUUUAAUCAGGCCACUGUCCAGACAGUAGAGCUUCAGAGCCGACUCCAGGCGUCUGAAGAGAACAUGGAAACCUGUCAUGAGUCUCUGCUCAUUAAGGAGUCUGAGGUGACGCGUCUACAAGCCCGGGUCUCCAGUCUUGAGCGAGCUGCUGACCACCAGAAUCUGUACAACCACUCUCUCUCUCUCCCUGCUGUGUACUCCUCUCAGGGCUCCUCCUCUGCACACUCCCCUCUGUCAUCACCCACAAAGCUUCAAACAAACGCACCAGCUCCUGACCACAAUCACUCAACUUGUCAUCCCUCCCCAACACAACGAAGAACUUCCUCACCACCCCCUCCUCACUCACACCUUCAACCCACCUCAGCCCCUCGUUUAUCAAACCAGACAUGUGAUUGGCUACAGAGCAGCAACACUGACUCCUCUCUGGAUCUCCCUCUGAGUCUGAAGGCCAAACUGAGGGAGGCCCUGAGCAAGCAGCCAUGGGAGUCCUCCUCCACUUCCUCCACUUCCUCUUUCUCCCAACAUACAUUGGAUCACAGCUGGCAAGGCCUCAGCGCUGCAGAGGCCACAGCGACCUCUGAUCUCUCUUUUAAUCCUCUCACGUACAUGUUGGACAAGACGGAGGACAGAAACGAGGAGCAGACAAGUGAGUCAAGGAGGGAGUCUGUGAGUACUUUGGUGCCAGAGGAGGAGGAUCUGGACGGCAGGAGUACUCUGACGGGGAUGCUGAGGUUUGUUAAUCAGACGUUAGCGAUGCAGGAGGAUCCGUUUUCAUGGAGUUCCAUGAGGAUUUCACCAAAUAGAGGCAGACUAACACUACAGAGGGACAUCAAGGAGACAUAAAGCAUUAUUGCCAAGGAAAGGACUGGAGAGUGGAGCUGUUAACACUGCUGUCAUCACUGUGGGUCAAAGUGCAUCUCAUAUAGUCCUGCCUUAGGUGUUUGCAACUAUAAUCAAGCUAAAUCUUACCCGCCAGGGAAAAAUGAAUGAUCAGUGAAAUUGCAGACACUCCACAGACUGUUACUGAUAUCCUGUCAGGAAGUUUUAUACAGUAUGAAUGUAGCAUGUACUUUCAAUGUUAAAUUUAAGUGAUAUUUAUAUUUGUACACAAUUAUAAAUUGGAUAAGUAAAUA